Molecule: messenger RNA, 255 nt
Organism: Rotaria sp. Silwood1
Lineage: Eukaryota; Metazoa; Rotifera; Eurotatoria; Philodinida; Philodinidae
Source: the annotation of a GenBank genome assembly
AUGCAACGUGUUAGAUGCGCAAAGAUUUUACGAAAAAAUUUUGGUGCUACGAAAAGAUCAAAAACUUGGCGAUGGGAUAAAGUAGUCAAUACAGAUUUCUCUGGAAAAUUCAUUUUAGAUUCCUCAUCGAAUCCACAUAAUGACGGUGUUUGGGCAAAAGCUGCUGAAGAAAUACCACCAGCAAUUUAUUAUCGAUCAAAAAAUCAAAUAUCAUUGAAUUAUACACCAUUGGAUAGAGCGUCACGAGUACUUUAA